Messenger RNA from Haliotis rubra (blacklip abalone), 2951 nucleotides. Its product is annotated as toll-like receptor 4. Bases 41 to 2683 code for a protein of 880 amino acids. The transcript is spliced from 2 exons. Gene Ontology annotation, molecular function: protein binding; transmembrane signaling receptor activity. Lineage: Eukaryota; Metazoa; Mollusca; Gastropoda; Lepetellida; Haliotidae. Gene Ontology annotation, cellular component: membrane. The record is from RefSeq and is a predicted model, not a curated record. Gene Ontology annotation, biological process: toll-like receptor signaling pathway; inflammatory response; immune response.
CAAGAUAUGCCUGAUUUUCAAAACAAAAUAUAGCUCUACUAUGAAUACAAUUUUCCUCAUGGUCUUCACGUUGGCCCAUGAAGUCCUCACACUGACUUACAACACUGGUGAUGAGACUGACAGUUGUAAACGUCUCUGUCACUGUUGGCAUGACAACAGCAGCUAUGGCGGAGACAUGUACAUAGCGGACUGUUCAGACCGGGGCAUAUCUUCACUAACUGAACAACUCGCCCUUCCAACAAACACCAAUGUGAUCCUUCUGGGACGUAAUAACAUCAGUAAAUUGGGAAAUGACGACUUCAGAAAAUAUUCUAAUCUGACCUAUUUAGAAUUGAGCUCUAACACUAUAUCGAUUGUUGAAGAGAGAUCGUUUGAACAACUGUACCAACUGGUUUUCCUUAGCUUAGAAAAAAAUCAUAUCACUCUACGCCUUUUGAGCCAAAAUCCAAAAUUAUUUCAAGACCUUGCCAACUUGAAGGUUUUGAAAUUGAACGGUAAUUUCAUUAAAAUUGGCAGUGACGAUGUAAGUUCUGUUGAAAUGAAAACCAUCAACACCUACCCUGAUGUAUUUCAUUGGCUACUUUCACUGGAUACCCUAUUCAUUGACGGAAUAACCAACGCAACCUUUGGUUCAGGAUUCUCCAAGCUUACCAACUUGACCAAACUUAUAAUGUCUGGUGAUAACGGACAAUGUGCCAUAGGAAACCUUCAUAAUGCAUCCUUUGAACGCGUACCAUACUUAACAUACCUGGAUAUAUCAAAAUGUUCUUUAACUGACAUCGAGGCUGGCACGUUUGCACAUACACCAAACCUUCAAACCCUGAACAUUUCCUCUAACACCCGCCUUGGAUUCGCGAAAUUAGGCAAGGCCUUUUACGGCCUACAGUCAUCAAACAUUAGCGUUCUGGCGGCAAACAGAAUCGUACGAAUGCAUCCAAAAUGUGUCGUGAUCAGACAAGAGGACGUGCAAUAUCUGAAGAGCACUUCCCUUACUCACCUGUAUAUUGAUGACAACACUAUCAUGAACAUCGAUCGGGGUGUGCUGCGUCUCUUGCCAAGAACUUUACGAUUCAUCUCUGCGCAACGACAUAGAUUUGAUUUUGGGGCGUACGUCUAUGAAGUGAAAUAUCUUACAGGGUUAAAGUAUUUGCGCCUCAGUGGAGUGAACGUCCCUAUAGACGAGCCAAUCCGAAAUAUGUUGGAGAUGCAGUUGUCCGAUGAAGUCGUUGCUGGUGCCGUUGACGACUCUGAUGAUAACAUUAUCCAUUCAAUGCCUUGGGAUUAUGAAAUACAACCGUAUAUAUAUCCUUAUACUACAAAGCCUGUUUUAGUGGUAACAAAUUUAACACUUCCUCCAAAUCUGGAAAAGGUCCACUCGAACUUUACUCAACUGACAAGCAAGCUGGCAUCCAUAAGGAUUCAAGCUGAGAGUUUACAACACGUGGAUCUGUCCAGCAAUCUUCUUCAGUUUCGUGAGGGUACUUUGCUAGGGUAUGACAAUGUAACGUUUCUAGAUUUAUCCAACAACGUUGCUAGGUGGCUGUCUCGAGACCUAUUUCAACAGUGUGCAUCCUUAGAAGUACUCAAUAUGUCACACAACUUCUUUAAAUGGGACAUAUACAAGGAUACAGAUGGACAGAUUUUCAGAAAUUUGUUCCGCUUGAAACAGCUGCACAUUGCUUCUAACGGUCUCAUGUUUGUUCGAGGGAGGAUAUUUCGUGAUCUGACAUCCCUUGAGAUUCUUAACUUAUCCAGAAAUGACAUUUUCGACUUUUCCCCUGAGCUGAAAAAUCUGAAAAAGUUGAAACAAAUAGAUUUGUCAAAUAAUUCCAUAAAGUGGCUUAUGCCAGAUGUUCGAGAACAACUACGUACAUUGAAAUCGGUUUCCCCGAACCUGACUCUGGACCUGAGUUGGAACCCAUUACUUUGUUCGUGUAGGAAUGUGGAGACUUUGACCUGGCUGCUUGAGUCAGGAGUGACCCCUGAUAAUAUGUAUGGGUAUUUUUGUUUACGGUUCAAUGAAGUAAGGGUCAUUACAAACAAAGACGACUUUGAAGAUCUGAUCCGCGAUCUGGAGAACAAAUGCUUUUCUGCUGUAAGUUUAAUCUGUGGCACAUCUGUAUUAAUCGUUUUCUUCUUCAUAGUCGUGAUUGUUGGGCUGCUUCGAAGGUACAGGUGGAAGUUGCGCUAUCUGUACCACUCUGCCAGAAUCCAGUACAAAGGUAACCAAAAUACUCCAGAUGACGCGCACUUCAUGCACGACGCAUUUGUCUCAUACGCUGACGAAGACCGAGGGGUUGUCGUCAAUGACAUGCUUUACUACAUGGAAAUUCAUGACAGAAUAAACCUAAACAUCCACCACCGAGACUUCAUGCCAGGAGAACCCAUAGCUGCAAACAUAAUUUGCGCCAUCAAGAACAGCAGGAAGACUCUGGUAGUUCUGUCGCAGAACUUCCUGAACAGUUAUUGGUGCAUGUACGAACUGCGCAUGGCCCAGAUGGAGAGCAUCAGCAGCGGGAGGGACAUCCUGAUCAUCAUCAUGUACGAAAAUAUUCCAACCAAGGACAUCCCGCCAGAAAUUCUCAAACUGUUGCAUACAGAUUCUUACAUAGCUUACCCCACUGAUGAGGAAGACAGGGAAGAGUUCUGGAGAUGCUUGUGUCAGGCUGUCAGACCACAGUGAACAGGACAUUUUAUAUUUCGAAUAUAGCGAGGUCGUACAUGUGACAUUUGUGUGGUAAAGUCAUGUAUGUUUUUAUUAUUAUCCUCUCGUAGUUGGGCGUACAUGUAGCUGAAAUUAACUUUUGAAAGGCAGGUUAUAUGCUUAUUGUUAUCCUGUCUAUGUUUGACUGGUGGACAGACAAAAGCCCUGAAGGACCGAAGCCCUAUAGACAAAAGCCCCUCGGACAAAAGCCCCAUAGCAAAAAUAACAAAUGAGACAAAAGCCCCAA